CUGUAACAGUAAAAAGAAACAAUUUUUGAAACCAUUUUUCCAAUCGAAAAUUUUUCUAUUCACCUUAAUAAUUAGCUAAUUGUCGAUGAGAAAAGAAAAUUUCUAAUUUAAUUGCUGCUCUUUUUUGAGUUCAAUUCGAAAAUUCAAAAAAGGCGCUCAAAAGAUGCGAGCGAAAGAGUAACUAAGUCGUUGCCAUGGUUACACUUGGAAGGAAACGGAAACUCCAAGGGUUCAGUUUUAAGAAAAAAGUUAAUUUGAUUAUUAAUUAAUUAAGUGAUAAAUUAAUUUAAUUAAGUGUUGAAUCUUGUAACAAUCGAUAGAGUAAAACUUGGUGCAUCGAAUGAGACCCUGGGAAAUUAAUGAUGACGGAAAUAUCGAGAUUAAUUAAGGAAAUUGGAACAGCCAUCACCUCCAAUAUUACUUACGAAAGUUUGGUUGAAAAGAUGACGGAAAAAGGCCUGUGCGAGGCAGUUGUUAAAAUUAAUUGUCAAUUACAAGACGAGAGUGAAGUUUCAUCCUGGUCACUGGAGAUAUUGUCUCAGCCAAUCAAAUAAUGAAGUUUUUUGGAGAUAAAGUAAACCUAAGGAAAACCCCAAGGAGAACACCUCAGAAACAAAAGAAUCAAGUACCUGCCAAUCAACAAACACUCUCACAAUUUAUUGGAAAAAAGAGAACAAGUGCUUCUAUUCUCAACACUCCAAAUAAAAAGAAAAAAGUUGAUCAGGUUGAUCUUGUCAGCACAGGAAGUGAUACUCCAGAUGAAGUUAACUUGGAUGUGGUUACUGACACAGAAGUUAAUUUGGAUGUUGUUACUGAUACGGAAGUUGAUGUCCAACAAUCGGAGAUAGAAGAUAUUAACUUUGAUGUUAACGCCGUUGGAGUAACGAUUGAUGAUUACCAUCUAAGUAAAGCCAAGAGAUCAAAGGUAAUCUCGAAGAAAUAUAAAGAAGAAGAGGAAGUUCCUGAAGGCUGGUACAAGGUUGAUCACCUUUCGCCCAAACCAAUUGUACUCAUUGAAAAAAUCGAGAAGAUAGAUGAGAUUGAGUUAAUGUUGGAACAUGUUAAAGGCAUCCUUGAGGUUGAAGACUCAGAUUUUGGAGAGAUCGAUGAUAUCACAACCACAAAUAGAUUUGUUAAAAUCUCCUUCAAGAACACUCAUAAUAGGGAUGUUUUCUGUCGUUAUGCUGAGAAAAAUCAGGAAGGUUGGAAAGUCACAGUUCCCACUCUGAGAAACCCUUGUUUAAGAAUUGUGAAUAUUGACAGUUUAAUUCAUCUUAAAGAUGAGGAAAUCAUUGAGAGAAUUGUAAAGAAAAACAAAUUAACUCUGAAUGAGGAAACUAUUAUCAAAAUCGUUCAUAGGGCCAACAGGAAAAAUGGAAUGACCCUUAUUCUUGAGGUUUCUCCGAUUAUUAGAGAAAUUAUAUGCAGACGAAAGGGUAAACUAAUGAUAGGUUACAAAACUUUCCAAGUCUCAGAUAAUUUCGGGAUUAAAAUCUGUCAUACUUGCUUAUCGUAUGGCCACAACAAUUGUAAUCAACAGAUCUACUGUCGAUACUGUAGUUUGGGUCACAUUGGCAAAUGUCAAAUUAAGGGAAACAGAAAACUUUACAAAUGUAAAUCUUGUAUGAGAAGUGGUCAUCAAUUUAAUGACCCGACUUGUGAAGUUUUCCAAACCAAAAUGUCUUAUGAACUUCAGUACAUAAAUUAUACAUAUGACUGGGUUAUGGCUGCUAAGCUAGAAUGAUCAUAAUUGUAUUUGUCUCCUCUUAAUCAUGUUAAAUACAAAUCUCUUACCCAAUCUCUUUGUAUCUUUGUAACAGACACUGAAUGAACACAAUUAUUUUU
Panonychus citri (citrus red mite) is the source of this 1845-nucleotide messenger RNA. RefSeq lists its product as uncharacterized. The record is from RefSeq and is a predicted model, not a curated record. Bases 554 to 1744 code for a protein of 396 amino acids. Lineage: Eukaryota; Metazoa; Arthropoda; Arachnida; Trombidiformes; Tetranychidae. The transcript is spliced from 2 exons.